AUGGCUGCGGCGUUUCAGCACUUCGGCGCGUGGACAGCUCCCAUCUGCAAUCCCACUGCACUCCAUCCCUUCUGCACCCCACUCUCCACCGCCUCUGCGGUCCAUCUUCCUGCCACGCUGCCCAGCCUGCGCUCCCCAGCCAUCAGCACCCCAUCUCCACCAUCACCGUCAUCAUCUCCACCAUCACCGGCGCGUAAGCCAUGACCUCGGUUUUCAUUCUGGUUUGGAUGACCACCACCACAUAGGGUCUGAAUGUCCAGCUGUUUCCCAAGGACCGGAAGAAGGCUCUCUGCUUGUCUGUUUUGGGGGCAGUCUUGUAGGAGAACCAUUGAAUGGGCCACGGAAUCAGCGCGCUUUCCCGUGAAUGGGACCAGUUUCUGUUCUUCCCAAACCUCAGAGCUUAAGCACUUGGGAAGGAGACUUGGCCAAGAUGACGCACUUGCAGGCUGGGCUCAGUCCAGACACGAUAGAGAAAGCCCGCCUGGAACUGAAUGAGAACCCAGACGUUUUGCAUCAGGACAUUCAACAAGUCAGAGACAUGAUCAUCACCAGGCCGGACAUUGGGUUUUUACGUACAGAUGAUGCCUUCAUCCUGCGUUUUCUCCGAGCCAGGAAGUUUCACCAAGCCGAUGCCUUCAGACUCCUGGCCCAGUACUUUCAGUACCGCCAGCUAAACCUGGACAUGUUCAAAAACUUCAAGGCGGAUGAUCCUGGCAUUAAGAGGGCAUUGAUUGAUGGGUUCCCCGGAGUGCUGGAAAACCGUGACCACUAUGGCAGGAAGAUUCUCCUGCUGUUCGCUGCCAAUUGGGAUCAGAGUAGGAACUCCUUCACAGAUAUCCUUCGCGCCAUCCUGCUGUCUUUGGAAGUCCUUAUUGAAGAUCCUGAACUUCAGAUCAACGGUUUCAUUUUAAUUAUAGACUGGAGUAAUUUUUCCUUCAAACAAGCCUCCAAAUUGACGCCUUCUAUCCUUAAGCUGGCUAUUGAAGGGUUGCAGGACAGCUUUCCUGCCCGCUUUGGAGGAGUCCAUUUUGUCAACCAGCCCUGGUACAUCCACGCCCUGUACACACUCAUCAAGCCAUUCCUUAAAGACAAGACGAGAAAGCGGAUUUUCCUACAUGGAAACAAUUUAAACAGCCUUCACCAGCUAAUACACCCUGAAUUUCUGCCCUCUGAAUUUGGAGGAACCCUUCCUCCUUAUGACAUGGGGACUUGGGCCCGGACAUUACUUGGUCCUGACUACAGUGAUGAAAAUGACUAUACGCACACUUCCUAUAAUGCCAUGCACGUGAAACAUACAUGCUCCAACCUGGAGAGGGAGUGCUCACCCAAGCCCAUGAAAAGAUCUCAGUCUGUGGUAGAAGCUGGGACCCUGAAACAUGACGAGAAGGGAGAAAAUGAGAACACUCAGCCCCUGCUGGCUCUGGACUGAGCCACGUCGCGUGAUGCUCCCAUGCACAAGCCUCCAGUGGAGCAGCCGC
Chionomys nivalis (European snow vole) is the source of this 1478-nucleotide messenger RNA. It is a transcript of the gene Clvs1, whose product is annotated as clavesin 1. The coding region runs from base 365 to 1429 and encodes 354 amino acids. Lineage: Eukaryota; Metazoa; Chordata; Mammalia; Rodentia; Cricetidae. The record is from RefSeq and is a predicted model, not a curated record. Gene Ontology annotation, molecular function: phosphatidylinositol bisphosphate binding. The transcript is spliced from 6 exons. Gene Ontology annotation, cellular component: membrane.